Molecule: messenger RNA, 2295 nt
Organism: Schistosoma margrebowiei
Lineage: Eukaryota; Metazoa; Platyhelminthes; Trematoda; Strigeidida; Schistosomatidae
Source: the annotation of a GenBank genome assembly
AUGACUGAAGAUGAAAUAAGCUUGCUGAUAGCCAAUUUUUCAGAAUCAGUAACUCCAGGUAGCAAAUAUCAUGCUAUGCUAGUCAAACUACAUCAAAUACUUACUAAGAAUUUAUAUAAUUCAGUUGAGCAUUACAUGACAUUAAAGCAGCCUACAACAAUGCCAAAUAUGGAAACUCAUGGAGAAGCUUUCUUGUGGAAACAAUGGGAUCAGGAACAUUCAGAUCGAUAUUUUAAACUAACCCCAAGUGUAUAUCCAAAUAAAUUUGAUUUUAUUACAAUGGAAGCGAAUGAAGCGCUAAUUGCAUUGUUUGAAAAACAUACAGAAUUUCUUAAUAAACUUUCUUCUCGUUAUUUUAAUCAAACAUUUCAUAGCUCUCAUAUUCGAAGAAAACUAUGGAGUAUUAUAUUGUUAUCCAGAUGUAAAUCUCAAAGAAUAAAACUUGAACAAGCAAUUCAAUUGUUUUCACCCAAUCAAAAUCAACAUAUUCUGGUAGAAUGUAGAAACUUUUUAAACUCUUGUGUUUCCAUGUCUUCUAUUAAAGAUUCAGUUGGUUGUUUAUAUGCAAUGAAUUAUUUAUUAAAAUUUUAUCAAAAUAUAAUGAAUAUAAAUGACAAUGUAAAGCAUCAUCAUAUUAAAAUUGUUUCUAUAUUAGUUUUGGUGAUGAAAGAUUAUUUAUCAAAAAAUCAACCUCCAAAUGUGGAAACUAUUGGUGUACUAAUUCAAGAAUUUUUUGUAUUAUUAUCAAUAUUACCAUCAUUUAUAACACAAUUGCCAACAAUUUGGUUUACUCAUCAAUCUUUACAAAAAGUAAUAUAUAAUGAAAAUUAUAAAAUAAAUGGUAUAUCUGAAAUGAAUGAUAAUAAAUAUAUUAAAUUUAGUCAAAGUGUUUUAAAACACUUACGAUAUAUUGAUGAUAAUAUAGCUUCUUCUGUUGUGAAGCAAGUUUUGUUUGUCAAAGAUAUUGAUAUCAUAUCAAAUUUGACAAAUGAAGAAGAUAUUUAUUCAGAAAUCUUCUAUACAUUUAUCGAACCAAUAAUUCAAUCUGUUUUCAUUGGUUAUUUAUCUCAAUCUACAUUAUUAUAUAUAUGGGAUCAGUUAAUAUUAUGUAUUGCUGGAGCUGAACCAAUUGAAUCUAAUUUAUUAUAUAUUUUAAGUUGUUUCAUAGCUAUUUUCAUUUUUCUAUGUUGGAUUAGAAUAUCAAAUUAUUCUCUAUGUGAUAUAAGUCAAUAUGAAUAUAGAAAUACAAUUGAUGAACAAAAAGAGAUAAAUAGAAAAGAAAUAAUUUCAUUAAAUGAACAAUUUCUUAUAAUUGGUCCAAAAUUAGAAAAAGAUGAUUUUCAAUUUUUGAUAAAGAAAUAUUUCUUCAUGGAUAUUUUCUGUCUAUUAAGCGGUACACAACAAUACAACACUAAUAAUUGUCUCUUAUCAAAUGAUGAACUUUUAACAUCAACUGAAUGGUCAUCAAUACUGAAAAAGUCUCAUCUCAUAGAUCCUAGUCAACGUAAAGAACAAAGGUUACUACAUUAUGCAGAGUUGGAAAGAUUACGUAAUACUGAAGAUCAUCUAAUAAAAAUGAAAGAUCAGUUAGAUACUUAUAAAACUAGAUUAAAAGAAGCAUCAGAUGAGAUUUCUCAUAGUAAACGUUUACUUAGUCAAUAUGUAACAAAACAAGAUGAUUCACUUAACAAGAUGCUUAUUCCAACAAAACCUGCACCUAAUUUCAAAGGAAAAGCUGUCAUUAAUGGUAUAUUUAAACAAAUUAGUUUACAAGAUUAUAUGGGCAAAUAUGUUGUAUUAUUCUUUUAUCCUGCAGAUUUUACAUUUGUCUGUCCAACUGAAAUUAUAGCAUAUAGUGAACGCGUUGAAGAUUUUGAAAAAAGAAAUUGUCAAGUUAUUGCCUGUUCAACAGAUUCUGAAUAUUGUCAUUUGGCAUGGACAAAUAUGGAUCGUAAAGCAGGUGGAUUAGGUCCAAUGAAAAUACCACUUUUAGCUGAUACAACAAAAUGUAUAUCACGAUCAUAUGGUGUACUUGAUGAAGAAGAGGGUAAUGCAUUCAGAGGAUUAUUUAUAAUUGAUGGUAAAGGCAUACUCCGUCAGAUAACAGUAAAUGAUCGCCCAGUUGGUCGGUCUGUUGAUGAAACCAUACGACUGUUGGAUGCAUUUCAAUUCGUAGAAAAACAUGGUGAAGUAUGUCCAGCUAACUGGAAAGCUGGUAAGAAAACAAUUAAACCAGAUCCAAAUGCUAGUAAAGAGUUUUUUGCUUCGUCUACAGAAAACGUUCCUGUUCACUAA